Molecule: messenger RNA, 3537 nt
Organism: Zygotorulaspora mrakii
Lineage: Eukaryota; Fungi; Ascomycota; Saccharomycetes; Saccharomycetales; Saccharomycetaceae
Gene: CYC8
Product: transcription regulator CYC8
Exons: 1
Coding region: 1-3537 (1178 amino acids)
Biological process (GO): regulation of gene expression
Molecular function (GO): RNA polymerase II cis-regulatory region sequence-specific DNA binding; protein binding; chromatin DNA binding
Source: RefSeq, a predicted model, not a curated record
AUGUUGGCGGCACCAGGAGGUCAGCAGAAGUUGCAAUCGCAGCCAGCACAGGCGGGGCAGCAGCAGACACACAGUCCGCAAACGGAGGGUCCGGUGGCGGAGGCAGCGCAACAGGCGUUGACUCAAACCCCACAGCAGCAGCAGCAGCAGCAGCAGCAAGCGCAGCAGCAGCCCACGGACCCUCUGAUGCAAUCGACAGCGGAAACCUGGCUGUCAAUUGCGUCGUUGGCGGAGACGCUGGGAGACGCGGAUCGUGCGGCAAUGGCGUACGACGCCACGCUGCAGUACAAUCAGUCCUCCAUCAAGGCUUUGACGUCGUUGGCGCAUCUGUAUCGGUCGCGCGAUAUGUUCCAGCGAGGUGUUGAGCUCUAUGAGAGAGCGUUGGCGGUUAACCCGGAGCUCUCGGACGUGUGGGCAACACUUGGCCAUUGUUACUUGAUGCUCGAUGAUUUACAGAGGGCGUACAAUGCGUAUCAGCAGGCGCUAUACCACCUAAGCAAUCCAAAUGUACCGAAACUAUGGCAUGGUAUUGGCAUACUGUAUGAUAGAUAUGGGUCGCUGGAAUAUGCGGAAGAAGCAUUUGCAAAGGUUUUAGAGCUUGAUCCGCAGUUCGAAAAGGCCAAUGAGAUCUAUUUCAGACUGGGAAUCAUUUAUAAACACCAAGGCAAAUGGAACCAAGCUUUGGAAUGUUUUAGAUACAUUUUGCCGCAACCGCCUGCACCUUUGCAAGAAUGGGACAUUUGGUUUCAAUUAGGUAGCGUAUUGGAAAAUAUGGGCGAAUGGCAAGGCGCAAAAGAGGCUUAUGAACACGUGCUUCUGCAGAACGACCACCAUGCAAAAGUCUUACAACAGUUAGGUUGCUUAUAUGGAAUGAAUAAUGUUCAAUUUCACGAUCCACAGAAGGCAUUGAAUCUACUAUUAAAAUCGUUGGAGGUCGAUCCUUCAGAUGCAACAACGUGGUACCAUUUAGGUCGUGUUCAUAUGAUUAGAAGCGAUUAUACAGCGGCCUAUGACGCUUUUCAGCAGGCUGUCAAUAGAGAUUCAAGAAACCCAAUUUUCUGGUGUUCCAUUGGUGUGUUAUACUAUCAAAUUUCUCAAUAUAGAGAUGCUCUCGAUGCUUACACACGGGCGAUAAGAUUAAAUCCUUAUAUCAGCGAGGUUUGGUACGAUUUAGGUACGCUUUAUGAAACUUGUAACAAUCAAUUAAAUGAUGCAUUGGAUGCUUACAAACAAGCUGCAAGAUUAGAUCCAGAGAAUAUUCAUAUCAGAGAAAGAUUAGAGGCUCUUACGCAACAGUUGUCCAAUCCUAAUAAUAAUUCCUCAAUGGCAAAGAAUACUACUGUAAGUCCAGAUGGUACGGUGACUCUUCAACAACAAGGUCCGCCACCAAUUAUGUUACAGCCAACUUUGCAGUCAAACGAUCAAAGUAAUCCAUUGAAUAUUAGACCUCCUGCAACAGCGUUGUAUUCAAAUGGUUCCCUAGGCCAGUCACAAGCUCAACAGUUGCAAGCCCAAGCCCAAGCCCAAGCCCAAGCCCAAGCACAAGCCCAAGCCCACGCACAAGCACAAGCCCACGCACAAGCCCAAGCCCAAGCACAGGCCCAGGCCCAAGCACAAGCCCAAGCCCACGCACAAGCACAAGCCCACGCACAAGCCCAAGCCCAAGCACAGGCCCAGGCCCAAGCCCAAGCGCAUGCCCAAGCUCAACAGUACCAGGCACAAGCCCAAGCCCAAGCGCAAGCACACGCGCAUGCACAAGCACAAGCACAAGCCCAAGCACAAGCACAAGCCCAAGCGCAAGCACACGCGCAUGCACAAGCACAAGCACAAGCCCAAGCACAAGCUCAAGCUCAAGCUCAAGCCCAAGCGCAAGCACAAGCACAAGCACAAGCACAAGCCCAAGCACAUGCACAAGCCCAAGCACAUGCACAGCAUCAGCGAAUACCGGGGCAUCUUAUGAACAUGCCGCAGCAACAUUCAUAUGGACCUAUGAGUAUUACUCAGCCGACCCCACCAUCUUCGACAAUAUUACCGUUGCCAACUCAGCAACAGUCACCCCAAAACAGGCAAGUGAGUAGUUCAGGACAUGAACCUCAUAAUUUUUCAAACCAGCAAAUGUUGCAACCCUUGCCACAAUCAGCUUUGGUCAGUAAUGCUGUUGAAUCAGCAAAUCCGAUGGGUCCAAUUGUACCCCAAAAGAGACAUAUGGAUGGUAGUAUACAUACAUUAGUGAACGCAGCUGUCUCAUCCUAUUCUGGUGAAGAUCCAAAUUCAAAUGCGAGAACGGAUUCUGAUAAGAAUAAUAACGAUGGCUCAUUAUCAGAGUCUGCCCAAGUGCCAACACUACCAGCCUCUCAAAAGGUACAAAAUACAAAUAUAGAGCCCCAGCAAAAAAAACUGAAAAUAAAGAAAUCUCCAAAAAUUCCUGCACCAAAUUUAAAGAUAAAGUCAACAACUCUAAAGGAUAAAGAAAAGGAAAGGCUGGCUAGGUCAGCAAAAAAUAAUCAGGCAAAUAACACUAUUGGAGAAAAUUCGAAUGGUUUUUCAGCCUCGCCAAUUAAUCCAUAUAACUUGAAUAAGGAAAAUAAAAUUGAUGGUCCCGGAGAAUCCGCUUUACCAGUAGCUAAAGAAGUUGAAGGUAAUAAAAAUGUAAUUCCGUCCGUCACAAGCAUAAAUGAAAAAGGUUCCAGCGGUAAUGGUUCAAUGAAUUCACCUUCAAUGUCAAAAGACCAAUUGUCAGCUCUGCCUGAAGAAACGUCGGAUAAGGUCUCAAGCUCUUCAUACCCUUUUAAAAUUCCCAACAAUAAUGGCAGGGGGAAAGCCACAGAAUCGUCGAAUCAGAAUGAUCCGAGAACUGCUUCAGUGGGUCCUACCGAUAAAGAGAUCGAAAAAAGUACGCAACAAGCGUUAGAGGAUGCCAUUCGGAGACAGCGCCUGAGCAGUUCAACCAUUGAGACGGCAUCAACUGUGACAAAUCCUGACUCCGUAGACCAUACCACUGAGGAUAAAAAAUCAUCGCAAACAACUGAGAUCAGAACGUCACCCAUUGAGCAAAGACCGAAUGACCUCUCUCCAUUAGUACAGCGUCCUCCGUUACAAAACGAAAGGACUUUGUCGAAGUCAACGACAUCCAGUGGAGAUGCUCAAACUCAGGAUGAAAGUUUUAGAUCAAGCGAUGCUUCUAUCAAUACAAUUGAUGCUGCAGCUUCGGAUGUGGAAAAGAAUAAAAAAACGGACGCUGAUAUAGAAGCUGAAGUACAGCGACAGGCCGAAAUACAGGCCGACCCUCGUGAUGAUUUGAUGAAAGUAGAUUCAGAAGUGGUUACGAACGCAAAUAAAACAGAACCAGAGACAGUUAUUAAACCAAGUGCUGAAGCGAUGGAACGAUUACAAGAAGCAGCUAAACUUCGUGAAGAAGAAGAACGUGAAAGACUGGAGCAAGAACAACUGAAUAAGAAAACUCAGCCCGAUGAUAAUAGUUUGACAAGAUCUAGCAUUGUAAGACAAAUUGAGGAAGACGAAAAUUAUGACGAAUAA